Spirodela intermedia is the source of this 1709-nucleotide messenger RNA. The record is from the annotation of a GenBank genome assembly. NCBI's taxonomy places the organism in Eukaryota, Viridiplantae, Streptophyta, Magnoliopsida, Alismatales, Araceae.
AUGGAGGAAGUGCUCUGGGAAAUGAUGGGCGAGGAUACGAACGAGCGGGGGCUUCCACCCGGGUUCAGAUUCUAUCCCACUGACGAGGAGCUGGUGACCUUCUACCUGGCCGGUAAGGUGUUCAAUGGGGGCUUCGUCGGCGUGGAUAUGGUGGAGAUCGAUCUCAACAGAUGCGAACCGUGGGAGCUUCCGGGUAGAAUUUCUGCGUCUGGGCUCCUUCCGAGGGAUGAAAUACUUAGAUCGAUCUCUUGAUCCAUGCACAUUAUGAAGCCACACUAACUUCAUCGCCAUUCUUUCUAUCACCCCAUAAUUCUCAGUCAAAAGAAAGCCAAAUGUUGUGUACUUCAACCGAGGGAGAAGAACGCGGUUUCGCGUGUAUGCUAGAGGUUUCUCCUCCACGAAUGCUUUGAGCCGAACUCCCACCUGUGUCUGGAAACCUUUAUACUAACUCCUUGAAACCUAGAAGCCGUAGGAUAGUCGAUCUUGACCAUAUCAGUCGUUUUUUCCCCCCGCAAAUGCUCGGCUUUCUCAUGUCACUACUUUCUCUUUUCUCGUUCUUCCAUGGUCCAGACGUGGCCAAACUAGGAGAAAGAGAGUGGUACUUCUACAGCCUCCGAGACAGGAAGUACCCAACGGGGCUCCGGACGAACAGGGCCACAGGUUCCGGGUACUGGAAGGCCACCGGUAAGGACAGGGAGGUGUGCAGCGCCUCCGGCGGCGUUGUGAUCGGCAUGAAGAAGACUCUGGUCUUCUACAAGGGUAGGGCGCCUCGCGGAGAGAAGACCAAGUGGGUUCUCCAUGAGUAUCGUCUCGAGGGUGACUUCUCCCGCCGCCUCGCCUGCAAGGUCCGCUCCCCUCUCACUUAAGCAGGUUAUGCUCAAUAGAUCAGUUGAAUUAGGCUCAAAAGACUCACGGUGCCCUUAAAGCUCAGAUAUUCCUUCCUUCCCCCUGACCGGGUUUCCUUCUCACCCCUUGAAGCGCUUCGAACCACGUCGCUAUAAGGGGGAAAGAGAUUAUAGUGCUAAGUCGACGUCCUGGCAUUCGUGCUUUCUCUCUCUCUCUGGGCCUCUCUAUCUCUCUCAUUCUUUCUUUCAUUCAUUCAUUCGCGGCAGAGAUACACUGCAGCAAUAAAUGACCUUUUCCUUUUCUUUCUUCGUAUUUACGUCCAGGAGGAAUGGGUUAUCUGCAGAAUAUUCAAGAAAACAGGAGGCGAGAAGAAAACCUCAGCUUUCCAAAACUUCGACUACCUUUUCGACCCUUCCCCUUCCUCCUCUCCACUCCUUGCAUACCCCUCGCUUGGUGAGAUGCAAAGCCUAGAUUCUCCAAUGAGCUUCUUCUGCAAGGGCAGCACCUCCCACUUCUUUCACCCGGACGAUGACCUCCACCGCCGUCUUCCUCCGGUGGAUCCCACCCAGUCCUUUAUACCACCUACCAUCCCGUCGCUUCUCAAAUCCGAUUCCCAUCAACACCUUCCCAAGGAGAUCAAUCCUGCUCCCGAACAGUGUAGCUCCGUCUUGUCCACCCCAGCUGGACAAGCCGUCUUCAACCUGGUUGACGCAGACCCACAGAACCCUCUUGUCUUCAGCACGUUUCCUCCCUUCUUCGGUCUUCACGACGCGCCGGCCUGGCUCGGCGCCGCCGGCGGCCCGCCAGAGUCAGGAGCUCUGGUUCCCUGGGAUUGCGCCCAUGCACACGUAUGGCAAAUGUAG